GUGGUUAGUGAGAUAUGCCCGUGGCACGCUCAGUGUCGGCUUCCCAGCUGGCGAGAGAGGGAUCAGCGACAAGUCCUGGAACACCUGACGGCGAAGAAGGCCCUGCCGCCCUCCUCACGCAGAAAGCUCACACCCUUGACAGCUCAGACACCAGCUGUAUUUGGAAGGAAAAGAACGUUGACUGUUUGGUGAUCUGAUAUCUGGGAAUUGAUUCAGAAAAAGCUGGUCAUCAUCAGGACUGUCUGUUGUAUGGUGUUUUGAAGCAAGUUCACUUCUUGGCAACAGAGAUAUGGGAAUGGGGAGCUUAAGACACUGAUUGAGUACCAUAAUCGUAUGUUAUUUUCUAAACCUUCAACAAUGAAUGGGCAUGCAGAGCCUCGAAGGAAGAGAUCAUUCAUGUCAUUCCGCCUUAGCAAGAAGCCUCCCAAGCCCAAGGAUGCUGGAGUUGUUCCGCAGAAGAAUGACGUCAACCAGAAUCCUAGUGGACUAUUAGAAAAUUCAACUGUACAAACCAAUGUGAUCAGUGAAAAUGGUGCUGAGAGCCUUGAUGGUGGCAGUGAUUCUAGCAGUGCCUCUGUGAAACCAAAGAAAAAGUACCUCACCCGCAUGAGUUCUUUUGUGAGUCGAGUAGCAAGCAAAGUACAGGGUGGUCCGAAUGCUGUGCCUGCAACAGGGCAGCAAAGGGGGAAACUUGAACGUAGUAAAACUAUCUCGGUCUCGGACCUACAGACUCAUAAAAUAGAAGACUAUGUAGUCUAUGACGAAGGCAAAGUGCCUGGGGUCAUUGGUAUCCGUAACCAUGGCAACACAUGCUUUAUUAAUGCUGUUGUGCAGUGCCUGAGCCACACAGAUGUUCUUGCUGAGUAUUUUGUUUUGGACCAGUAUAAGCUUGAUCUAGCUAGGUGUAAUAAGAUCAACUCCAAAAAGUUUGGCACGCGUGGUGAGAUUACAGAGCAGCUUGCUGUAUUAUUAAAAGCCUUGUGGACUCUUAGAUAUGUGCCGGACGUGUCCAUGAACUUCAAAAACACUGUUGAUAAAUAUGAGUCAAUAUAUAGGGGAUCACAGCAACAUGAUGCUGCUGAGUUUCUAAUGUUCAUUUUGGAUAAAGUGCAUGAAGAUUUAAACACUGCCUCCAAGAGGAAGUACAAGAAAAUUAAGAAUACUUACGGGCGGCCAGACGAGGUUGUUGCUGCCGAGACACUUGCCAAUCACCUUAGGUGUAAUAGCAGCUUUGUACAUGACAUUUUUCAAGCUCAAUUCCGAUCGUCGUUGAAGUGCCCUCACUGCCAAAAAGAGUCCAAUACGUUUGAUCCCUUUCUGUGCGUCUCAAUCCCCAUUCCACAGAGGGAAGUGCAGUCCAUUUUUGUGACCGUCGUCUACCUCAAUCAACAACCCAAACAGGUCAAGCUUGGUGUUAGCAUAGAGUCUAAUGCUACAGUUCGAGAACUUCGUAAGCAGCUAGCUGAGGAUUGUGGUAUUUCAUCUGAUAGCCUUAUUCUGACAGAAGUAGAUGGGGAAGGAUUCCAUAGAACAUUUGCUGAUGGUGCGGUUGUGAGUGUGAUUAGCGAUAGCGACCCUGUGUAUGCUAUCGAGUUGCCUCCUCACAAACCACCAACACAGGAGAGUGGUGCCUUUAUCUUAAUCACAUGGGUCAAUGUGGUACUUGCGGAUCCUGACAACAUAAGAUUUGGUGGUGUAUAUCAAAGCCAAGUUGUGCGGGAUGUCAGUUACAUAGAUCUGCAAAAAUUGCUGCUCAAAGAAAUGACCACUAUGGUCACAACCGACACACUGACAUCUGAACAGGAGAGUGGCUUAUUCUUGAUUGGCGUUGAUGAUGGAGGGAGUUGUGUGGUUGGGCUGGACCCAGCUUUAGAUGUACCUCUUUUCCAUGAGAGUGUUGAACAAGCUCUAGCCCUAUGUGAACCAAGUGCAGGCCCUCCACAUGUCAAGCUUAUUUUGCAGUGGACUUUAGAAACCAAAGAAAAGUAUAUUGUUGACGAUGUGGAUCAUGUGGAAGAACAUUCAAGUGUGAAGGAAUUAAAGGAAAACCCUCUUCAAGGUGCUACAGUAUCUUUACAUCAGUGUUUACAGCUUCAUACAUCAGCUGAGAAACUAGGAUGUGGAGACGCAUGGCACUGCCCAACUUGUAAUCGCAAGCAGCAGGUAGUGAAAAGGUUAAUGCUGUGGUCUGCACCGCAAAUUCUUGUUUUGCACUUAAAAAGGUUUAGACAGGGAACCCUUCAAACCAAUUCUUCAAAAUUGUCCACAACAGUCAGAUUUCCUUUGCUGGGAUUUGACAUAUCUGAACAUGUGGCUAGUAGAUCUAGCAGCGCCAUUUCCCAGGUUGGAGUUGAUAAUAGCGUCCUUGGAGGAGUGUGGUCUCCAUGGAAAAGACCAAAGCGGUUGAUACCAUAUAAUGAAUAUAAUGUGUAUGAUUUGUAUGGAGUUGUGAAUCAUCAUGGAAAAGACAUGCAAGGUGGACACUAUACAGCCAUGUGUAAAAAUACCGCUGAUAACAAGUGGUACAAUUUUGAUGACAGUAAGGUAGAAGUUACAUCUGAGGAUCAAGUGGUAAACCCUAAUGCCUACAUAUUAUUUUAUCAGAGGAGAAGUGAUGCUAACAUAAUUAGCACUAGCUGCAGUGAGGGAGGUGAGCCUGAACAUUGGGCUUACAGGAUACCAAUAUCUUACCUUCCUGCCAGUCUUGCACUGCAGGCAGAUAAAGAAAAGGCACCUCCACCAUUUGAGAGAGGUCGAUCUUAUGGGACGUUGCCUGUAAAUGUGAGAAGUCCAAGGCAAUCUUCAGCUGAACGGGAGCAUGCUUCAGAUACUGAAGCUCCACUUGCUUCACAUGAGGAAUCGCCAGUAAUGAAGCGGAAAUCAACAAGCACACUGCAUGAAGCUGAAGACUCCCUUGACGAUGAAAAUGAACCAAAGUCUAAUUUGCAAAUUACUACUGUACAAGUGGAGGUUAUACCAUCAUCUCAGGAUGGAGGAAAGAAGAGUGAAUUAAACAUGGAAUGUGACGAUGAUGAUGAUGAUGAGGACGAUGAUGUAACGAAAGAAAACAGUGAGGAACUGGCUGACGAAGUUAAGAUUUCAAGUAAGACCGUUAUGAUUACAAAAUGCCAAGCUACUUCUCCUGUUGCCCUUGAUGAGACAGAUGGAAAUCCAAGUAGCAGUUUGAAAGAGGAGAAAUUAAUGAAUGGCUAUGCAGAGACAAAUGACACCGAACAUAUGACUAAGUCUGAUGACCCUUCUGUGCCUUUAUUAGAGACAAAGGAAAUUGAGAAAGUGAAUGAAGAGAAGACUCCGGAAGUACGGAUACACCCUGCCACACCAGAAGUGCUUGCUGCUCAUCAGGCCCAUGCUCAAAUGCACCCUAAACGUAGUAGUGUUAUCACCUUGACCCUCCGCCCAAGAAAUCCUAGCGAGUCCUCAAGUUGUGGAACACCAGAUUCUCGUGUUAGAACUAUAUCCCGUACCCCCAGUAUGAUAAGCUCAUGUAGCACGUCUAGUGUAACUAGCAACCCUGUGACAAAUGGAAUUGAUCAGAUAUAUCAGAAUGGUAGUUUGGAUGACAGAGAAGAGUGCGAAAGCACACCCGAGAUCAGAAUCACUCCUCUGGCAAAAUCUUUCGACACCUCUAAUUGCCUUGGUCCCUCUAGGUUAUCUACUAGAAGCACAAACACCAAUAAAACGCCAAGUUUUGUGGUAAUUAAUACCCCUACAGCUAGCCCAAGGCCACCUAGAUUGAAAACUACAGUUACAAAUGGUUACAGCAGCUCUCCAAGGCCUUACACACAACGGCCAGCCGUCAAACCAAGGGACCCAUCUGCCGAGUCUUUCAGAAGUCAGCGAUCCGUUGUGUCAAGAAAGGAGAAUGGAGGAGGAGCUUCAGCAAAACCUGUUAUUACCAAUGGAAAAAAUUAUACCUCGCCAACUUACAGUUAUUGUGGCCCUGUAAAGAGUAGUCAGAAUGGCUAUGGAUCAAAACAUAAUGGGAGAUAUGAAAGAAGUGAAAUGAAGUACAAUAAGGACAUGAAAUGUGACAAGAGAGAUUCAAGAUAUGAAAGAGAGGACAAAUUUGAGAGGGAACAUAGAUAUGAGAGGGAGUCCAGGUAUGAGAGGGAGUCAAAGUACGAUCCCGAGCCGAGGUUUGAACGGGAACAAAGUUACGAGAAGGAAUAUAGGUAUGAAAGAAGUUCGAGGAGUGAACGGGAAUACAGUAAACAUGAAAGAGAAAAUGGAUUUGAUCCUGUUCCCAAAUAUGAGAGGGAUUCGUGGUGUAGCCGGGAUUUCAAGUACGAUCGCGGAGAAUCUAGCAGAUAUGAAAGAGACAUUGCCUAUGAAGAUGACUUGAAAUUUGAGACUGAAUUCAUGUACAACCGAGCCGAAUCAAGAUUUGACAUUCAGUAUAAGUAUGAGAAGGAUAGUGUGAAUGGGCGAUCGUGUGAGAUUGUGGACCAUUGCCCCCAAAAGGAAUAUCCUUCUGGCCUAAACAACACUGCCACCACCCCUCCAGUUAUAACCGAAUCGAGUGUAUGAUGGCGUCUUCAGUGCUGUAUGCACUUUUUAGCAGAGUCGGACAUUAAUUUUUGAAGACAUUUUUUUUUUAUGUUAAGAGAAUACUGAAGCGAGAUCAUGAAGUGUCUUGCAAAACUUGUGAUAUUUAUUUUUAGUUUUAAGGAGGUGAUAUAUAUAAAAAAUGAAUUCCCUUUUUUAUUAUGAUUUGUGAUGCAGCUUUAGUUAAUUUUGAAAAAUUCAAAAUAUUUGUAAAUUUUUAUAUAUAAAAAUAAUAUAUAUACAAGAUUUUAUGCAAUUCUUUAGUGUUUAAAUUAUUCGAAUUAAGAUGAGCACAUAAGCUUUUUCAGAUGCACUUGCAGUUUUUUACAUUCCAUGUACAUACUUUUUAAUAAGAUAUAUUUAUCAGAUUUUUUAAUUAUUAAAAGUGCCCCAACUUUUCUUGAUUUUCAGGUUACAUGAUAGCAUAUUGUAAUAUUGCUGGCAGCUCAAAUGACUUUCAAAUGUAGUUUUUGCCAGUAGCUUUGAAAUUGAACUUUACGCAGACGAAUUAGGAUUAUUGUCAAGCUUUACGAAUAUAACUGGCAUAAAUGGUGAAGAAGUUAGUGUAGCAAUAUUGAUGUGAAUGUUGUAAUUAUGCACAAACUGUACAUUAAAAUCCAGUGUGGUUUGAAUGAGAGUGCAAUAAGCAUGAGUGACUUGUUUCAUUGCUCUUAGUUUAUUAAUUUUCACAUCUUGAGUUUGGCUUAUAAAUAAAGCUUUCUUGUCUGCAAAGCUUAAUCAUUUUUAAUUUGUGGCUGCUAUGUUAAACAAGUUCAUAGGUAAUGUGUAUGAAAACAUAUCAUUUGUUAUUUUAUGAAGGCACAGAAUUUGUAUAUAAUGAAUAAUAAUAAUGCAGUUGCUAA
Macrobrachium nipponense is the source of this 5429-nucleotide messenger RNA. Its product is annotated as ubiquitin carboxyl-terminal hydrolase 31-like. Bases 334 to 4548 code for a protein of 1404 amino acids. Gene Ontology annotation, molecular function: cysteine-type deubiquitinase activity. The record is from RefSeq and is a predicted model, not a curated record. NCBI's taxonomy places the organism in Eukaryota, Metazoa, Arthropoda, Malacostraca, Decapoda, Palaemonidae. The transcript is spliced from 16 exons. Gene Ontology annotation, biological process: protein deubiquitination.